UAAGAAUGCAAGAAAAGCAGUCCAAAGUAAUGUGAAAUCUAAGGGUCAAACUGGCUUGACCCAGAAGCCACAAGAUAGUAGUAGUGAUGAUGAAAAUCUUGCCAUUGUACAAAAAAAUUUGAUGGUCCAAAAUAAUAAGGCACCUGUUAAAAAAGUAACAGUUUCUACAAAAGCAGUUAAAUUUUUUUAAAAAAAUUGAGGAACCGUCUGUUUCUAAAUUGAACAAGUCUGGAGCGAUUCCUAAAGUCCUUAACAAGAAGCCAGUCCAGAUUUUGAAAAAGGUUGAGAAACAAACUGUUGAAUCGAAUUUGAACAAAACUGGAGCGAUUCCUAAAGCCGCAAACAAGAAGCCAGCUCAGAUUUUUAAAACUGUAGCCCCUACUGUUGCCCCAAGUUUCAACAAUACUGGAGCGAUUCCUAAAGCUCUAAGCAUGAAGCCAGUCCAGAUUUUGAAAAAAUGUUGGGAAACCAGCUGUAGCAUCCAGAUUGAACAACACUGGAGCAAUUCCUAAGGUACUAAAGACAAACAAUACUUCAGGCUCAGUUUUAAAAACAACAAACAUCAGGAUCUGAUUUCACCAAAGACAAACACUUCUUCGUGUUUAAUUGUUACUGAAAGCAUAGAUGACAAGAGCCGCUGUGCUAAACAUAUUGAGCAGUCAAAUUGCAAUGGGCAACCUCAAACACAUUCUUCAGUUUCAGUUCCAAAACAACUGAACAAAUCUAUAAAUCUGAGUCCUUCAAAGAAGAAGACUUCUUCGUGUUCAGUUGUUACUGAACACAUGGAUGAAAAGAGCCGCAGUCCUGAACAUAUUAAGCAGUCAAAGUGCAAUGGGCAAUCUCAACCAUAUUCUCCAUUUUCAGUUACAAAACAACUAAACAAACUUCAAGAAAGUAUUUUGUGGACAGUUAAAUUUUUAAUUUCUCAUUCCCUUUGGUUUGUAUUGCAGUAAUUUAUAUUUUUAUCCCUCUUAGAAUCUAAUUCAUCCUAUCGGGAUCAGUACUCCACCCUCAGUUGAUGCUGAAACAGCCAAAAGGCGACAAGAAAACUGCAAUGUUGAAAGUAGCAGAGAACACUUUAUUUCAUGUGAACCAUUUAAAUUUGCUUUGCCAACCUCUACUCCUAAACGGAAAUCAAAGGUUCUAGAGAAGCAAUAAAGCAAUAAGGAAGAUGUUGAUAUCUUAGACUUAACCAUCAGCACCCAGACAGAGGAAUCGUCCAUCUACUGUAACAUCUCAGAUGUACUGUACGAGUCAGACUGCUCAUUAGAUUUGUCUGUAAAAGGAAAAUCAGAUGUUCCUCAAAAAUGUUCUCUCUUAGGCAUGAAUCAUGACAACAAUAGCUCCUUGCAUAAUGUAAGCGCUAGUUCCAACAACAGCACAGGCCGGACUCUUCGACCCAAGAAGGUCAGUGCAAAGAAUCUCUACACUGUCACCUCUGAUGAGGAUGAGGAUGAAGUUCUUGAAGAAACUGAAGACGAAGUAGAAUGGAAUGUUGAUGAUCCUGCAAUUAUAAAUAAUUGUGAUACAGUAGAAUCUGUCAUCAGUUCAGGUGCUUCUAGUGAGGACGAGCAAGUAAAGGUCACCUUACCCAAAACAGCAUUGCGGUCCAAAUGGUCAAAGAUGCUUGCACCUAAGCGUAACAAAAACAACUUGGCCGAGUCAUCCAAUGAAACAAAUCAUUGGGUUCGUGAAGAAAUUGUUGUCCCUAAUCAGGAACCAGUCACCAUCCCUGCACCAGAUGAAGACUUGAGAGAUCCAUAUGCAUAUUUCCAGUAUUUUUUUGAUGACAGUCUUCUCGAGAGUAUUGUUACUUACUCCAACUCUUAUAGUAUCUGGAAGGAUGGUAGUGAGAGGAAUUUGAAUUUGACCAAGACUGAAUUACAACAGUUUCUUGGAGUGUGGAUGUAUAUGGGAGUAAAUACCUUACCUGGAAUUAGAGAUUUCUGGGCUGCUGACACCUUGGUUAAUCAAGUUGCCAGUAUAAUGUCAUUCAAUCGCUUUCAAAAAAUAAGAAGUCACUUACAUUUUUUUGACAAAUCUCAAGAGGCAUUUCUCCCAGCUGGUGAUAGAUUUGCCAAAGUAGGCCUCAUUCUGGAUCACAUGAAAAAGAAAUGCAAUGAUCUUGAUCAGGAAAAAUACUAUUCAAUUGAUGAGACUAUGGUCCCUUACAAAGGGAAGUUUGCUUGGGCCUUACGCCAGUUUAUCAGAAACAAACCUCACAGGUUUGGAAUAAAAAUUUUCAACUUGGCUGGCACAUCGGGUAUUGUCUAUGACUUUUUACCAUAUGCUGGUUCCGAAACUUUUCGAGGCAUUGAAUUCAGUCCCGAAGAAGAAGCCUUGGGUGUUGGAGCCAAAGUAGUCCUAAGCCUUGCAAGGAGUAUUCAUGAUCCUGCAAACAAGAGUGUCUUCUUUGAUAACUAUUUUGCCAGUGUUAAACUGGUUAGACACCUGAAGGAUAAUAUGCAUUUGUUAUCAACGGGGACAGUGAGGAACAACCGUAUUGAUCAUUGCCCACUGAUUUCUGAUAAAGAAUUAAAAUCAAAAGGCCGAGGGGCCUAUGACUUCAAAAGUUCUGAUGGAGUCCAAGUCACUAAGUGGAUGGACAACAAAAUAGUACACUUAGUAUCUAGUUUAUCGGGAGCUGGACCAGAGGGCACUGCUAAGAGAUAUGAUAAGGCAUCUAAAAGGCGUAUUAAUGUUCCCAUACCACAUGUCAUUCAGCUAUACAACAACAAAAUGGGAGGAGUUGAUCUCAGUGACAUGCUUGUUGAGAUUCUCAGAUCACCCACAAAAGCCCGUAGAUCUCAGUGUAUUUGCGUAUAUGAUGGACCUGGCUGUUGUAAAUUCAUGGCUUUAUUAUAAAAGACACGCUACAAUCCUUGGCAAGAGAAUUGUUUACAAAAACUUGAAAAUGUUUAAGUUAGAGGUGUCAAAGCACCUCAGAUAUUCUGGUUCAGCAAGGUAUGAAACGGGGCCUAAAAUCUCUAAACAAAUCAAGCUGACUAGGUGUCCUAGGCCAAGUAAUAACCUUCGAUAUGAUCGCCAAGAUCACUGGCCCUCCUAUCACUUCCCACAAGGAAGGUGUAAAUACUGCACUGAAGGAAAAACAACCGUUAUUUGUGGGAAAUGCAAUCUGCAUUUGUGCUUUGUCCCCUCCAUGCAAUGUUUCCUUAAGUACCAUUUACCAGAGAUGGAAUGAUCUCAUGACUAGUCGCUACUACCAAAUAUUUCUUCUUUAGGUAGAACUAUCUAGUACUGUAUGUACGUGUACUGCUAAAACCUGUAUUUUUGUUAUCUUCUCAUUGGCAAUUGUUUCGUCAAACUUACUACUAUCUUGCCAAUAUAUAAUUUGAGAAGUGCGUUCUUGUUGAGCAUUUAUUGCUCAAUACAACUAAUCUAUAAUGAUAUAGUCCUGAACGAGAGAUAAUUAUUCAUUUACUUUAACUUUAUUUUAACUCUUAUAUUCACACUUUCUUUUGUUCAAACAUUUUAUUA
Frankliniella occidentalis (western flower thrips) is the source of this 3498-nucleotide messenger RNA. Its product is annotated as piggyBac transposable element-derived protein 3-like. The transcript is spliced from 10 exons. Bases 1324 to 2865 code for a protein of 513 amino acids. NCBI's taxonomy places the organism in Eukaryota, Metazoa, Arthropoda, Insecta, Thysanoptera, Thripidae. The record is from RefSeq and is a predicted model, not a curated record.